Molecule: messenger RNA, 3871 nt
Organism: Contarinia nasturtii (swede midge)
Lineage: Eukaryota; Metazoa; Arthropoda; Insecta; Diptera; Cecidomyiidae
Product: ubiquitin carboxyl-terminal hydrolase 7-like
Exons: 6
Coding region: 107-3841 (1244 amino acids)
Biological process (GO): protein deubiquitination; regulation of protein stability
Cellular component (GO): cytosol; nucleus
Molecular function (GO): cysteine-type endopeptidase activity; cysteine-type deubiquitinase activity
Source: RefSeq, a predicted model, not a curated record
CAACAGUCGAGAUCACAGCGCGAACAAUAACAGUUGGAUGUAGUCAAAUUCAUAAGAAUACGGUCUUUAAGAGAAAUUUGUGUAUAAGUUUUGUACGGCCUUCAAAAUGGGCGAUAGUUCUGAACAAGCCUCACAAUUUGCGCUGAAAACAAGCGAUGAUACAGUAUUAUUUGUCUCGGCACAUAUUCCAUCGAAUUUCGAAAAAAAAGUUCGGCUCAAUUGUUGUAUUAUAAAUGUUGAUAAAUUUGAGACUGGUGAAGAAUUAACCUCAAAAACAUUUUUCGUGCAAAGUUUACCAUUUUACAUUCGAGUCACACGAGAAAAACGGAACAUCAGCAAACGAUUGCAAAAACAAUCACCGUUGUCAUUUCAUUUGCACGUAGGUAAAGAUAUUAAACGAUGGUCAAGCCAAUUUCAGAUUAAAGUGGAAUCAAAGGCAGAAAAUACCAUUCGAUUCCAAUGGGUCCAUGAAUGUGAAUUAAAUAAUCGCAGUACUAAGAUAUCGUACAGCAUCGAAUGGGAUAAAGUAUCUGAAUUGAAAAAACUCACUUGCACCAUUGAUAUAUCGGCCACUCUUCCGAAUGAAGGAUACGCAUGGCCGUCAUACGCGGCCACCGGUUACAGUGGAUUGAUGAAUGAAGGUGCAACAUGCUAUAUAAAUUCAUUGCUACAAUCAUUGUAUCAUACGAACGAAUUUCGUCGCAUCGUCUAUGGUUUGGAAAUUGAACCGGAAUUGGCAAGUGAUUCAUUCGCAUUUUGGUUGAAAUACAUAUUUUAUACGAUGCAAUUGGGUGAAUUAUCGGAAAUUCGUACGACGAAUAUGAUCAAGUGCUUCGAUUGGGAAGAAAUGACUACCACAGCACAACAAGAUGUUCACGAAUUUUUACGCCGAUUAAUAGAUAACCUAGAGCAAAUUGUUGAAGGUACCCCAUUUGGAGAACGGUUAACAAAGCUAUUCGUUGGUGAAUUAGAAACAAUAACAACAUGCGAAACCGUCGGUUUCGUGAAGAAGAAGAAAGAAACAUUUUGGGAUCUUCAACUUUCGAUUGAUGAGGAUGAUGAUCUCUAUGGGGCAUUCCAAACAUACUUACAAACAUUGAUUCUAUCUGACUAUGAACAUGAACAUGGCAAAGAUGAAGCAAAGCAGGAGUUUCGAUUCAUAAAAUUGCCACCGGUUUUACACGUUCAAUUAAAACGCUUCCAAUAUAAUAUGAAAACAAAUACCAUCAGCAAAAACAACAAACCAUUCAAAUUCUAUUCAACACUAGAUUUGAGCCAGUAUUGCACAGAUGCCAUAUACACGCUACAUUCAGUUUUGGUGCAUUCAGGAAAGGUUGAUUCGGGCCAUUAUGUGGCUUACAUAUCGCCCAAGUUAAAUGGCGAAUGGUUUGAAUUCAACGAUCAAGUUGUAUGCAAGUGUUCAAUAAGUGAUGCAAUCAGAUUUAACUACGGCAGUUCUACAUGCAGCAAAAACGCAUACAUUCUGGUCUACAUCAAAGAUUCAUGCAAGUCACAAAUCAUGAGCGAUGUGUCGAUUCAAGAUGUGAUGUGCAGUGAUUUAAUUAAUGCUGAAACAGCAAAGGAAUUACUCGAACUGACAAUAAAAAAGCAGUGGAUCGAAGUAAUCGUAUACACGCCAGAACGUUUACAAAUGAACGACACAUUGAAAGCUGGUGAAAGUAUAAUGGAUAAACGAUUUGGUUUGAAAUUUUUGAUUGAUAAACAAAAAUCAUAUAGUUCAUUUUUGGACAUUCUUGGCCGUGCAUUUAAAAUACAGAACGUGGAAAAGAAUUUGGUGGUGUGGGCAUUGAAUAGUCAAAAAAGCGCAAUGCACAUAUUAGACAACGACAACUUAAUAGAUAGCGAAGAGGAAGUUAACAAAAUAUUCAAAAAGGGUUGUCAAUUGUUUGUUGAAAUAUGUUCAGCGGAGCAGCAUUUGAAUGCAUUUGAUAAAACGAAGGACGCAUUGAUUUUCAUCAAACAAUACGAUGGUGAUAAUUUAACAUUUGUCGGUCAUUCGUAUUUUUCGCUCGAACAAACGGUGCGAGACAUUCAAAUUCACAUUCGGGAGAUGAUACAAUACGAUGGCAAUGACAAAGAUAUUGCUAUUAUUGGAGACAUGGGCGUUGACGAAAAGUACAAAUGUCGAAAGCUCCACACGGAACAGUUAAUUAGUAAAAUCGUUUCAAAGAAUAAGGACACACAUUCAGGAACCGUUACGUUUGAGCUGUUGAGUGAACAACAUCCAACCGAAAAAUAUUUGAGCGCAUUCAAUUCAUCGAACGUCUCAACGUCCCAAUCAAAUGAGGUGAAAAAACCGCUACUCGUGCAUAGGUCCAGAAAAUUACCAUCAAAUGUAGCAUCAACACAAAUUGAAAAUGGCAUUCGUGUACACGUACAUUCCGAUAUCGAUCAUGCAGAACUUUUUAGUCAAGAAUUCGACGACACCACUUCAUUACUUAACAUCGUUGAAUACAUUGCCGAUUUGACUGAAAAAACAUGCGAGUGCAUUCAAUUAUUGGAUGUCGAUAACAAUGUGAUCGAAUGCAAUUUCUGGCAAACAAAUAUUGAAAGUUUUUACCGCCAAAGAAAUAUUCAGCAAACGUUUACACGUUUAAGAAAACAGAAAGGUAUCGUCUUUUCGUACAGAAUUAUUGACCAAGACACAUCAGAAAUUUAUGAGACUGACGUUGAGAUGUCAUAUAACAAAACACCACUUCCCCAUGAACCAAUGGAUUUUGAACAUCAAUCUGAUUUCUAUGAUGCUUCACCAGAGCAUUCGAUAGUGAUCAAGGAUACGAGAGUGAUGUUCAAAAAUUGCAAAAAUUCAUGUGAUAGAAUAGCAAUUGAAUGCAAUCGUACCGAUCUAAUGCAGCACAUUAUUGACAGCUUCAUCACACAAAUAAAAGGCAAUUUAAAUGAAUUUGAAUUUUUUCGAGAAGAUGGUGAAUUGUUUCAGAUACCAACGGACGGAGAAACAGUCGAACUUUUCUUGGCUGAUGAAGACUUCAUCGAUAUUCUUUUCGAACAUCGGUCUGCGCGGAACAGCUUGUUUCCAUUAAGUCCACCAGAAACCAACGAUAUACUUGUAUUGAAUUCAAAUAUCGACUUUUCGUUCAAAGACACAGAUAAACUAUCGCUUGCCCUUGAUUUUAUUACCGAUGCCCUGGAAUUGGAUAAAUCCAACGCACACUUCUUCAAUAUAAAUGACGUUGAAAUUGCUGGCGAUUUAAUGAACGCAACCGUGUCAGAGUUUUUGAUGGAAAAUGAAGCAAAAAUUAAGUAUCGAAUAUUUGGUGAACAUUCGAUUACGUUGCCGUUGGUCAAUAUACACGGUAGAAAGAUAGAUGAGCUACAAUUUACGUUUGACGAAUCAACGACGGUUGAUGAACUAUGCCAUACACACCGCGUCAUAAAACAAAGAGUAGUACAAAUAAAAGAUGGUUACAUUAUUGGCAUUGUAUCGCCGGACACUAAAGUCAUCGAUCUAAAUUGCAGCCACUAUGAAUACAGAUUGGAUCAGUAUCAACGAGGACUUUUAAUAAGUUCCGAAUCCUAUUAUGUAUGUGUUCGAUUUGUUGGAGACAGUGCAAAGGAUCGAAAAUGCAUUCCAAUAUUAGUUGAAUUGAACGAAGGGGAUACAUUGGAAACAUUACAGCUGCGAUUGGUACCUAUUUUGAACCUAACACCUAUCCUUUAUUCCUCAAUUCAUUUGGAACCGGAAAAGGAGUGGAGCUGCAAACCAACAGAUGCAAAAAGCAAUGAAAUCAUUCUCAUAAAACCCAACGAUCCAAACGUCAUUCCGAAAAUUGAUUGCGCGUUAGAUAUAAUACGCAAGUGAUAAAUUGUGUUUGUCACCGGAAUUUUAGGC